This is a messenger RNA of Cladocopium goreaui, 2729 nucleotides long. Lineage: Eukaryota; Dinophyceae; Suessiales; Symbiodiniaceae. The record is from the annotation of a GenBank genome assembly.
AGACUGAGCGGAGACCAGCUAUGCAACCGCAAGAAUAAUGGCCGAAGCGAUUUUCAAAGGAGCUCCUGUCAUCAUCAAGGGCCUCCAGAAGGAAGAGUACACCCACUUCAAUGGCCAGAAAGGGGUUGUCACUGAUGGUCCAUCAGAGACCGGCCGCUACGAGGUGAGACUGCAGGGCGCAGGCUACAAGGAAGACAAGGUCCUGGCAUUGAAGCCGUCCAACUUCCAACUGGAUUUGGAUGCUCUCCAGGAAUACGUUCUGAAGAAAAGAGUGGAAAAAGCUCAACGAGAUCCACCUCUUGAGGACCUUUCUGUGCUAUGGACCAAGGGCAAAGGCUUGUCUGCGAAAAGCCUUACUUGGAAGAGACCCGUAGCUUUCCAAAUGGGAAUGCGCGAGCUAAGCCUGCGCAUUUUGCUUUGCCGGCUGUGCCCCAGCCCGUUCAUUUGGUUCUGUGUGGCAUCCUGGCUUGCCUCUGUGGCUUCUGCAUCCGCAGCUGCUGAUACGGAAGUUCUACGAUUGCGAGCCUCCAGAUCUGCAAGUUCCAUUGGAAGCUUCUCUUCCGCGUCGCCACGGCGCCAAACCGCAAUUUACCGCUUUGGAAGCUCUGCUCUGCUUCCAAAGGGUGUAGAUGGGCCGGAGAUUGCCAGUAUUGAUGCACGGGAGAACCAGCAAGCUGAAGAUGAAGCUGUAGAUGCUGUAGAUACAGUUGAGAAAAGCUUGCCGGCAGGCACAAUGAUUCUACUUGGCCUUGCCAGUUUGAUCUUCCCCAUGAUUGUUUACAUUUGCCCCAGAUUGCGAAAGUCAGAUACAAUUCCACUCCAUCAAGGGUAUGCAGCUGUUCCACGAUCAGAGGUCAUUGGACAUGGUGCUGAUUUUCCGCAUGGCGCCCCGCUCACAAACAGCACCAUCCAUCUGCCACCUGCAGAGUCUGCACAGGGGACACAAUUCUUUUACAUUGGUGAAGAGAAUGCGACUGAUGCUACUGAGAAUGCAGAUGCUGAUGAGCCCCAGGCCAUGGUUGGCUACACUUCAGCGCUAGAAGCUCCGCCCACAGAAUCAGAACCAGAAGCAGAGCUGUGCCCAGAAUCAAACGUACCUUCUCCGUCUCACACGGCUCAGGUCAAUCAGAUCACAGUGCCUGCGGCUGUGACACUUCCAAAACUUGCUCAACCCAUCCCACAGUCAUCUCACAGUGUUCACAGUUCUGUGCUCCCAGAAGCAUUUCAGCCAGAAGAUGCAAAAGGCUCCACACGCUCCCGAAUGCUGAUGCUCUAUGCUUCUCCACUUUGUCGGACUGACGCUCGAGGACCUGCGCCACUGCCAGCUCUAUGCUUUGAGAAGGAGUGGAAAACUGUCCUCAAAGCUUCAGCAGAAGCCCACUGCGGCCCAACAGCAUUUGCAGCACGAGCCCUUACAUCAGGAAGCCUUCAACGAGCUUUGUCUCCUGGUACCUCGGUGGGAAGCACAAUCCUUCACCUCUCAGCUCAUGGAACACCUCAAGGCCUUGUGCUGGAGGAUGGGAAGGGAAGUGCGCACCUCUUGAAGUUUGAACUUCUGCAAGAAAUGCUGGCUUUGAGAGAAAGCGGCCAGUCACCAUGUGAGUUGGUGGUGGUAAAUGCGUGCCACUCCAGCGCUGUUGGCCAAUUCUUGGCAGAAUCCGGAAUACCACACGUGGUUUGUUGCAAUGACCGGGUCCUCGACUCGUGGGCGGAGCCCUUCAUUAAAACUUUCUACACGACACUUUUUGGUGGCAGUACCGUUGCGGCAGCUUUCAGCACAGCUUCUCUUCAGUUGCAAUGCCAACCUGGAAUCCCACGUGAGGCGGCUCAGUGCUUUUGCCUCCUGCCAGAGGGUGCUGCACAUGAUGGUGUGAUCUUCCCACGCAAGAUGGGUCUUCGGAAACCUCUGAGGAUCUCCAGCCUGCCAUUUGAACAAACUCUGCCUGAGCUGCCGGAAGAUUUCAUUGGACGGACUUUGGAUGUUUGGUCGAUCGUCCAGCAUCUGAGUGUUCGACGUCUUGUUGCGGUUUGCAAUCAAAAUGCUCAAUCUCCCAUCGCUGGCCUCGGAAAGUCAGCCCUUUUGGAUGCCGUGCACCGCACAGCUGCGCUGCACAUGCAGAUGCGCUGUGUUGGGGUUCGUGUCGGAACAGACGUCCAGGACUGCACAUCAUGGCUCUUGGCCCUGAGAUCAGCAGUCCAGCUUGCACUGGCGGAAGAGGAGUGGCUUGGCUCAAGUGCGCGAAAGGGCUGUUUCCAGCCUCGGCCAAGUGGCUCAGCACGUCGAAAAUGCCUUCCUCGAAGGCAGUUGCGCAAGACUCUUCAAGAACUACCUUCAGAGGAGGAAUUGCUGGACUCCUUGUGCCAUGAUAUUGGCCUUCUGGCCUUGCAGUGGCAUAGGCGAACUACUGCUGCAGCACUUGCACCUAGCACUGUGAGCAGAGGAGAUGCUAUGCUGCCUGUGGUCUCUGCCCGAAACAGUGGCUGUGACGUGCUUCUGAUGGUUCAUGGAUGCGAUCAGUUGUUGGAGAGGCAGCCAGUUGAAAUGCAAAAUGCAAUCUCUGCUCUACUUCGUCAUUGUCCCGUACGUCUUGUCUUGAGCUCCAGGUCCAGAAUGGGUCCUGGCUGUGGCCAAUUCAAGGUGGUUCAAUACGAGCUUGCCGGCUUGCAGCCAACUGAUGCAGCUCGUUUGUUCCUUCGCCGGGCUCAGCGGCCUCUACGAUGGAAGGAGG